AUGAGAUAUCUGUCCCGCGUCAUCGCCGGAAGUGACGUACGUGUCAACGGUGGAGGGAGUGACCAGUCCAGAAUGGACUCCUUUCCCAAGUGUUCUGUCUGUCAGCAGCAGUUUACCCUGAAAGGCGCCGCCCCCUACCUACUGCCCUGUCUACAUGCUGUGUGUGAGACAUGUAUGACAUCUGCAGCUGGUGGUGUGAUAUCAUGCUCUACUUGUCAGGGGGAAGUCCACCUCACAGACACACACCUCCAGAAGGAUACAGUGAGACAGAAAGAAAUAUUCCAUCUGACGGUCAAACAUCGCCCCACAGAGCUUAUCUGUACACACGAAGAUGACAGCAACCAGGCUGUGUGUUGGUGUCAGGACUGUGACGAGUUACUCUGUGAAUACUGCCAGAACAUGCACAGCAACUUCAAAGUUACCAGAAGCCAUGUAGUUCAAAUUUUCGCCGACUUGGAACCGACUAUCUCGACCGUUCCAAAAUUUUGCAGCAUCCAUAAAUAUCACCCCCUGUAUCUGUUUGAUAAAAGCUGCAGGAAAUUAAUCUGUGCGAGAUGCAGAAUUCAAGAUCAUGCCGACCACGAAGUUGAGAAGUUUGAUGUGGCUGCUGAAACUGUAACAAAGCAACUGGAAUAUCAUAAGAAUGAACUAUCAACGUUACAGACACGCCACCAGGCAAACAUGCAGAGUAUCAGGCAAGGAACCGAAUCCACUGACGAAACACACAAUUCUUUGAAAGAAAAUAUUCGUCACAUUUUCCAAUCUUUGAGAUCACAACUUGAUCAAAGAGAGAAGGAACUUCUCUUCGAUCUGGAAAAUCAUACUAGGGAGACAAAGGCAACACAGCAUUCUCUUCUCACCGCCUGUGUAGAAGACAAGAACAAAUGCAUACGGGUGUUAGACUACAUCAAUAAUGUCUUCCACUAUGCUUCAAAGUCAGACAUCCUCGGCCUGGAGACAUAUGUUGGGGAGAUGACUGGGACCUGCUUGGACACUGCCGCGUCUCAAACAUAUGCAGUACCCACAGCUGUCUUCAACACCAACAGUUUGUCAAAACUGAAAGCGACUCUAUCAGGAUUUGGUGCCAUUUUGACGAUGGAUAUGGACGGAAAAUCGGAAAUAAUUGCUGACAGGGGUACUCAGACUGAUGAUGACUUUAUGGCAGACGUGGAAAUGAAACACAAAAUGGACAUGGAAGAACUAAAGACGAAAAUCGAUUCAGUCGAAAAGCACAUUGAAAGCCUUACAAAGCUGACAGACAAGCUCAAUUCAGAAAUCGAAAGCUUGAAAUCACGCAUUGAUGAGAAAGAAGCCAUUGAGAAGAAGGAUGCCAAAAGAAUAGAUCUCUUGCUUGGUGUAGCCAGAGAAUGUGGUGUUCAUCUGCUGAAGCCAGGGGCUGUAGACAGAUCUUUGAUGCUGAAGUGUGUACCUCUAAAGUAUGACAAAGACAGAGUCAGUCUCGCCUACGUCCACAUCAACACGGAAGGAGACCUGGUCAACAGGAAGUCGGACACCAGACCUGCAGGGAAGGGCAGACUGAAGAAGUACUGGGGCACAUGCAGUACUGACCCCCUUCCCCAGGAUGGCUGUCCCAAGUACUGGGAGGUAGAGAACAGGGUCAAUCUGGACAAACCACUCCCAGAAAACUGGCUCAUCCUGGAGGUUGGAGUAUGUAGGGAGGAGCAGAGGGACGUGCAUCAUUGUAUAGGUUUACGUCCUUACUCCUACUGUAUGAACGUUGCCCAGUGUAGUACACACGGCGGGAUAUGCAGGAGGAUAUGGAAGGAGGGGCAGUAUGUGCUUCAUCUGCCUGACACUCUUCCCAACACAGCAGGGGCAUCACACACACUACAUUACGGUGUUGUCUAUGAUGACACCAGGAAGAAAAUUGUCUUCAUUGAUGUGAAGGAGAAGAAAGUCAUGUCUACGUUAGACAAUGUAGACUGUAGUGAACCACUGUGGCCGAUGUUCGGGGUGUAUAACCCACCUCACCUCACUGUCAGCAUGAGACUAGUAGUGGGCAGCGACAUCAACAUGACGGAGGAGAAAAAAGCCAUGAUUGUCAAGGCUCUGUCGUGAUGCUCAAAGUGAUGGUGAUUUGAACUCACAGACACUCGAAUUAAAUACUACUAAGGAAUACUUCAUAACUUGAUAAUAUCUUCUCUAUGAAAAAGGACGUUUACAAUGAUCAAGUACAUGGCAUCGCCAUGUAUUUACAUACAACUCUGUCAAAGUGUACUAUUUACACAACACAAAACCAGUAGUAGCUACUACAUCCAGUGUGUAUAAUUAUGAAAUAUGAAAUGCAGGAUUCUAAUUCAACUUAGUAUGUAACACGAGUUCUGAUUGGUCAAUGCCUUAAAUUUCUGACCGUAUAAUCAGCAUAUACAAUUGAUAACCGAUUUACCAAAACCUGCCUAUCCAGCUAAAUGUGUGGAAUGUGUGUUAAAAAUAGACAAAACAGUAUCAUAAAUUUAAUUUUAAGAUAAAACAACUUACUGGCAACGGGCUGUUGACCCAACACUGUUAGAUCAUGAAACAAGAUUUAUGACGUCACUAUGACGUUAUUUCACAACAGAAUGUAUAAUGGCCCGUAGUUGAGGUAUCAGCGGGCCGCUCAUUUCUGAUAACUAGAUAGUGGUUUCAUCAUAAUUCCGUCCUUUUUAUCUACAACACUAUGAUUUAUUUAUCAGAUUUAGACAGUGUGCACAUAAUAAACGUGUUGAAGUUUGAA
Haliotis rubra (blacklip abalone) is the source of this 2734-nucleotide messenger RNA. RefSeq lists its product as uncharacterized. Bases 1 to 2079 code for a protein of 692 amino acids. The transcript is spliced from 7 exons. The record is from RefSeq and is a predicted model, not a curated record. NCBI's taxonomy places the organism in Eukaryota, Metazoa, Mollusca, Gastropoda, Lepetellida, Haliotidae. Gene Ontology annotation, molecular function: zinc ion binding.